Messenger RNA from Rotaria sp. Silwood1, 531 nucleotides. The record is from the annotation of a GenBank genome assembly. NCBI's taxonomy places the organism in Eukaryota, Metazoa, Rotifera, Eurotatoria, Philodinida, Philodinidae.
AUGGUUGGACAGCAUGUUCUGGUUCUGGGCGCUUCGGGUGGAACUGGACAUGUUGCCGUACAAAUAGCCAAGAUCAAAGGCGCAAGAGUGACUGCAGUGACCAGUUCACGCAAUGCAGAUUUUGUUAAAGGUCUUGGCGCAGACGAAAUUCUCUUUUACGAUCUAUCUACAAAUAUAUUAGAAGAUUUACAUAUUGUUACAUUACGUCAUGGUCCAUUUGACUUAGUUUUUGACUCUGUAUCCUCCCAUGAUCUGCGAGAUGCAAAUUUUGCUUAUGAAACUCGAAUUCGUAAUACGAAACCUAAAUUAAUUACUGGAAUGUAUAUUUUAAUUGGAGGUAUCGUAACGGACUGGGUUCUUGCACACAUCAAACGAUUUUUUGGUAUUGACUGGAGGCUCGAAUCAUUGCGUCAAUUUUGUGAGGCCAACCAGCUCAAGGUAACAAUAGCCAAUCGUAUGCCAUUUACAGAAGAAGGUAUUCAGGAAGCAUUUCGUUUGCAAAUGAAUCGUCGUACUGUAGGUUUUGCAUAA